GGGGACGUUUGGAUGGACCGGCUGUCUUCCUGGAUGUCUUCUCAGCUGGAAAACAGUUAGCGCGUAUCUUCAGGUUAAAGGCACACCCACGGGAAGUGCUGCGAUUAUGUCACGGCACUGGACAGGCUGAGGUCACGAGGUCACGCUGCCAUCAUGGAUCCAGAGGAAAGCGGCGCCUGCUGGCUCUCCUUUGCCCACCAGAACCUGUCAGAGAUCCCGUCCGAGAGGAUCCUGAUGCACGGGCGCACACUGCAGCUGCUGGACCUGAGCCACAACCUGCUGGAUGAGUAUCCUUCAAACCUUGUGGACACGCAGACCGAGACCAUGCCCUCCCAGCUGUUCUCCUUCAUUCAGGUUUACUGGAACCCGGUUCUCCUUGGUUCACUGGAAAAGCUCAGCACUCUGGUUCUGGACUCCAACAGCUACACAUCUCACGUGAAGUUUCCCUACAUGCCAAGCAUCACCGCUUUGUCCGUCAACAAGAACCGGAUCACCAAUCUGCCUGUUUUUGUGCAGGAGGUCCAACAGAGGUUCCCCAACAUCAAGAUCCUCAGCAUGAUGAACAAUGAAGCAGCACCGAGUUAUUUCAACGGGGGAACGCUGACUCAGCAUAAAGACUACAGACAGUAUGUCAUCAGUCAAAUCCCUGGCCUGCAGAUCCUGGAUGACACCGAGGUCCUGGAAGAGGAGUGGGUCAAAGCCAGAAAGACCUACCGGCUGCACCGACACAGUCGAAAGAAGACGGAGGCAUCAUCGGCAAAGAAAGGCACAAAGUCGAGUCAUGUGGCAGUGAAGCACAAUGCACCCAGAUCCAGGGCUGAAGACUGAAGCGUUCUGAUCUGGACCCUGGCCCAUGUCUUCAGACUAAUGUGUUCCACGGCUUUUACAGCUUUGCUGUUUGUGCAAGUUUUGUCGUUUUCUUGUUGAUUCCAGCAGUGUUUGCCACAAGAAUACCCAUGUUGGUGCAGGACACGGCUGUGCCCGCUGCCACAAGGAGGCACCGUAGUGAAACGAUAGCCCGUGGCAGACGUUCUGUCAAUUUCACAAAUGUUGCUCGUCUGAGGGUUAUGUUUAUUUUAUUUCUUUGUGUGUGCAGUUGCCACCCGUCGACAGAAUGUGAAGAGAAGAUCUUAGGGCCCUGUCCCACUGGCGUUUAGGAGGAUUUGCGUAUGGAUUGUGCACAAAAUCGGCCCAUAUUCGCCAAACAUCCGCAAUA
Thalassophryne amazonica is the source of this 1216-nucleotide messenger RNA. RefSeq names its product leucine-rich melanocyte differentiation-associated protein. The record is from RefSeq and is a predicted model, not a curated record. Lineage: Eukaryota; Metazoa; Chordata; Actinopteri; Batrachoidiformes; Batrachoididae. Bases 154 to 828 code for a protein of 224 amino acids. The transcript is spliced from 4 exons.